Messenger RNA from Sinocyclocheilus rhinocerous, 2348 nucleotides. Its product is annotated as protein angel homolog 2. Gene Ontology annotation, molecular function: mRNA 3'-UTR binding; 3'-5'-RNA exonuclease activity. Lineage: Eukaryota; Metazoa; Chordata; Actinopteri; Cypriniformes; Cyprinidae. The coding region runs from base 216 to 1991 and encodes 591 amino acids. The transcript has 10 exons. Gene Ontology annotation, biological process: 3'-UTR-mediated mRNA stabilization. The record is from RefSeq and is a predicted model, not a curated record.
UGGUUCUCGGCUCAUAGUGAUACAUAGAAAAGAUUCGACUCGAAAGAACGAUUCAUUCACGAAUUGGAAUCGGGCACGUCUAGUGACGUCAUAUUCAAACGCCUCACAUCUGUGUCUGUUUUGCUAGCAUGUAACAGUAACAGCUAACAUUAGACGUGUUUUCACAAUAGUUUUGAGUUUCACUCAGCUGAGAUGGUGCUAGAAAGUGUCGCGUAAUGAUAAGAGGACGCUACAUGCGUCGACACCAUGGUCGACACACGAAUGGUAACAAUGUCAGACCAGGAGUUUCUCCAAAUCAUCCCAUGUUUAGCCGUUACCUGAACACAGUGGGCUUUCCGCCAGCUCAGACCGUUUACUACCACUGGAGACACUGUUAUCAGCCUGGUCAUGUAUGGUGGACACAACCAUCACACCUGCAGCAUCGCUGGUCCUCCUUCAGCACUUUCAGACAUCCCUCCAGUAGGCCCCCGCGACCUCUGGAUCCAUACAACUGGAGGCAAACUGAAAUACUGCCACACACUCAACCCGGACGAGACCUUAAACUUUCUGCAGGUCUGAUGGACCGCUCUAAUAGCGAGCCACCAAAGAAAAGAAAGAGGAGCUCAGACAGGAUGCAGGCAGGGGAAAAAUCUCAGUGCUCACCCGAAUGUUCACCUCCAAAAGGCAGCAGGAAUCCAAAAGGAAGUCCUGAAUGGCUACACAAUGUAACCUGCACACCAGUUCCUCCAGGAAAAUUUCCAUCAAGCCCAAACCAGUCUCCAUCCACACCAGAGUUGAAGAGACAUUGGGAGGAUCUUUCUCACCUCUGUAAUGCUGCACCAUCUGUGAAUGGAGGGAGACAAAAAUGGCCAUUUGACUUUUCUGUGAUGUCCUACAAUAUCCUCUCACAAGAUCUGCUCUGUGAUAACACGUACCUCUACAGACAUUGUCAUCCUCCAAUUCUGGAUUGGCACCAUAGGUAUCCAAACAUCAUCAAAGAGCUGGAACAGCACAGUGCUGAUAUAAUGUGCCUGCAGGAGGUGCAAGAGGACCACUAUAAGCAACAAAUCAAACCCUCACUAGAAUCUUUAGGGUACCAUUGUGAAUACAAACGGAGAACGGGACUGAAGCCUGAUGGAUGUGCUGUGGUCUUCAAACGUGAGCGCUUCUCUUUAGUCUCCUGUCACCCUAUAGAGUAUUUCCAGUGUGGCAUCCCUCUAUUGGACCGUGAUAAUGUGGGCCUGAUUGUGCUGCUGCGACCCAUUGACCCUCAUUGCUCCCUCACCAACAUCUGUGUGGCCAACACACAUUUACUGUACAACCCUAGACGUGGGGACAUUAAACUGGCCCAGCUGGCUAUGCUGCUGGCAGAGAUAAGCCGGGUGGCCCAGUUACCUGACAGCAACGUUUGUCCUGUUCUGCUCUGUGGAGAUUUUAACUCUGUUCCUUGGUCACCCCUGUAUCGCUUUAUUAGGGACAGCAGACUGGAAUAUGAUGGCUUACCUAUUGGGAAGGUGUCAGGACAGGAGGAGAACCCAAGGGGGCAGCGCAUUCUAAGUGUGCCAAUUUGGCCCAGAUGUCUGGGCAUCUCUCAGCAGUGCCUGUAUGAAAGCCAAACAACAGAUUCUGAUUUGAGGGAUUUGAAGCGGGCAGAACUGGAUGGUUUUACCAAGUCCAGCAUUGAGCACUGUUUGAAGCUGACCUCUGCAUACUCCCAUUACCUGAAAGAGAGCGGUCAACCUGAGAUCACCACAUGCCACUCACGGACAGCCAUCACCGUCGAUUACAUCUUCUACUCCGCAGCUCUGGGGGAUGUGAUGGCUCAAGCAGAAUGCAGUGUGCCACCAGAGAAGGGUCUGCAGCUCCUGGGCAGGUUAUCCCUGGUGGGGGAAGAUGAACUGCAGAAGGUUAACGGUCUUCCCAACCAGCACAACUCCUCUGACCACCUGCCGCUUUUGACACGUUUCCGUCUGCACCCUCAAGCUGAACAAAAGCAUUUGCAAGUAUCAUAAAACCUUUAAUAUGUUUGUAGCCAGAGAUGGAACAUUUUUCUAACAAACUCACACCAGCAAAAAAUGACAUGACUCACAGAUUCUCUUGAGACAGUCUAUAACAAACUUGAAGCAGAAGUGGAAUAACUUGUCUAAGUUAUUGAUAACUGAUUUACCCAGUGCAUUAUGGGAUGGUGACAUGCACACUGUAAUCAAUAAAUUAGGGAUGUUUUAUUAUGAAAAAUGGCAGCUUUGACAAUAAGCAUGUCAUUUGAAGAUGUAAAAAUUUUUUUUCCCCGGCUUUACAAGUUAACUAUUUCGGACUUGCAUCAUUUUAUAGAUUAUAAGAAGGUGAAAAAUAAUAAAUGAUUUUAUCUU